Thrips palmi is the source of this 2477-nucleotide messenger RNA. RefSeq names its product protein scarlet-like. Lineage: Eukaryota; Metazoa; Arthropoda; Insecta; Thysanoptera; Thripidae. Bases 189 to 2228 code for a protein of 679 amino acids. Gene Ontology annotation, molecular function: ATP binding; ATP hydrolysis activity; ABC-type transporter activity. The record is from RefSeq and is a predicted model, not a curated record. The transcript has 12 exons. Gene Ontology annotation, cellular component: plasma membrane.
CACCGCGCGCACCGCGAGGAUCGAGGAGGCCCCGGAGCCGCCAAGCGAACCGAAGGCCGAAGGCCGAAGCCUGACGAAGGACCCGCCGACCGCGACCAGACCGCGAGUGCCUCGCCCGCCUCGCCCGCCUCGCCUCGGCGCCGCAACAUGCACUGGGAUUACUAAGCGCCGAACGACCCAAAGGCACCAUGGAGAGCCCCGGCGGCUCGCGAGGCUCCGGCCGCGGCUCCCCGGCCUCGUCCGCGGGCGGGGCCACGCCCCCCACGCCCCCCGGGCCCGAGGUGGCGCUGGCGCAGCUCCAGGAGGACGCCACCAGCUCCAUGACGCUGGCCUGGAACGACCUCUCCGUGUGGGUGCGGAGGCGGAAGGAGGGUGCCGGGCUGCUGAGCCGCCAGAAGUACGAGCACAAGCAGAUCCUCAACAGCGUGAGCGGAGUGGCCAAGUCGGGGACCCUCAUGGCCAUCAUGGGCGCCAGUGGCGCCGGCAAGACGACGCUGCUGGCCACGGUGAGCCAGCGCGUCAAGGGCAUCAUGCGCGGCGAGAUCCUGGUGAACGGGCACGUGGUGGACCAGCAGUUCAUGUGCAAGGUGUCGGGCUUCGUGCCGCAGCAGGACCUGGCAGUGGAGUGCCUGACGGUGCGGGAGCACCUUGAGUUCAUGGCGCGGCUCAAGAUGGACCAGCGCGUGCGCGCCAGCCAGCGGCACCGCCGCAUCCUGUCGCUGCUCAUGGACCUGGGGCUCAGCAAGUGCUGCCACACGCAGCUCCGGCGGCUGUCCGGCGGCGAGCGGCGCCGCGUGUCGCUGGCCGUGCAGCUGCUAACCGACCCCCCGUUCCUGUUCUGCGACGAGCCCACCACGGGCCUGGACAGCUACAGCGCCGGCGCCGUCGUCGAGCACCUGCGCCUGUUCGCGGCGCGCGGCAAGGCCGUCAUCUGCACCAUCCACCAGCCCGCGUCCGGCAUCUUCGACCUGUUCCACCAAGUGCUGCUCGUCGCCGGCGGCCGCGUCGCCUUCUUCGGCGACGUGGCGGACGCGUCGCGGCACUUCGACAACCUUGGCCUCGUGUGCCCGAGCACCUUCAACCAGGCCGAGUUCCUGGUGUCGCAGCUCGCCAUCAUCCCCGGCAGGGAGGGCGAGUGCCUCAAGAAGGUGCAGUGGCUGUGCGACGAGUUCGACAACUCCAAGUACGGCCAGGCGCUGUCCGACCAGCUGGCCGCCCACACGGGACGCUUCCUGCGCUCCGAGUCCCACGAGGCGGACAGCGACAGGGCCGACGGCCUGGGGCACAGCCUCAGCAGGGUGGGCAGGAGCUGGUCCGUCGCCAGCUGCGACAGCUACGAGAACAGCGAGGAGUUCCAGAAGUACCUGAACAUAAAGAAGCCGAGGAGGUUCACGCAGUUCUACUGGCUGGUGUGGCGCUCGCUCAUCGAGAUCCGGCGGCAGCCCACGGACAUCCUCAUCCGGCUGGGCAUGCUGAUGUUCAUCGCGGUGCUCAUCUCGACACCCUACGUGAGCAUCACCAGGGACCAGAAGGGCAUCCAGAACAUGCAGGGCUUCCUGUACCUCAUCGUGACCGAGAUCAUCUUCGCCUACUCCUACAGCGUGUUCCACACGUUCCCCCACGAGAUGCCGGUGCUGCUCAGGGAGAUCGGAAACGGGCUGUACACGCCGGGGCCCUACUACGCCUCCAAAAUGCUCAUCCUGCUCCCCCGCGCCAUCGUGGAGCCGUUCCUCUACACCCUGGUCGUGUUCCUGGUGGGCGGGCUGACGGGCGGCAUCACGGACUUCUUGUUGCUGCUGGUGCCGGUGUGGGCCUGCGCCAUCGCGGCCACGGCAUACGGGUGCUUGAUGUCGGCGUCCUUCGAGUCCAUCGAGACCGCCGCCAUGGUGUCCGUGCCGUACGAGUUCAUCUCCGUCACCUUCAGCGGGCUGUACAUCCAGCUCGGAAACCUGCCCGCUCACUUGGCGUGGGUCCCGUUCGUGUCGCUGUUCUACUAUGGCAAUGAGGCGGUGUCCAUCCUGCAGUGGGAGAAGAUCGACUCCAUAGCGUGCGACGAGGACCCUGGCAUUCCCUGCAUCUCCUCCGGCCAGGGCGCGCUGGAGAAGUACGGCUACCACGCCGACGACCUGGGGCUGGACAUCGCGGGGCUGGCCGGCAUCUACGUGUUCUGCCACUUGUUCGGCUUCAUCGCGCUGUGGCGGCGCAGCAAGCGCCAGGCGGUGUACUAGAGUCUCUUGUUUUUGUUGUUUAGAAUAGUUAACUCUGUCGUUGUCGUUGAUGUUUUUGUUGUUGUUGUCGCGAGGCGAGGUCUAGUCUUCUUGCAAGGUUUAGAAAUGACAUGACUCACGGCGUAACCGCAAUGCGUGCUCAGCACUGAGUAUAUUCAGUCGUUCUCUUUAGUCGUUCGGGGAGUCAACGCUGGUGUUAUUUUAACUAAUUGUAAGGAAAGAUUUGUAUAAAGAAUUGUUUGUCGUGUA